GUGCCGACAUUAGUUUCAGGCCAGUGGAAAACUGCUGGGACUAGACCGUCAUGGGGGAGGCCAGUAGAGAUGAGUAUAGAAUCCAGUCGUUUGAUGCAGAGACCCAGCAGCUGCUCAAGACCGCGCUCAAAGAUCCAGGUGCCGUGGACUUGGAGAAAGUGGCCAAUGUGAUUGUGGACCAUUCCCUGCAGGACUGUGUGUUCAGCAAGGAGGCGGGACGGAUGUGCUACGCCAUCAUCCAGGCAGAGAGUAAGCAAGCAGGCCAGAGUGUCUUCCGCCGCGGGCUCCUCAACCGGCUGCAGCAGGAGUAUCAGGCCCGGGAGCAGCUGCGAGCCCGCUCCCUACAGAGCUGGGUCUGCUAUGUCACCUUUAUCUGCAACAUCUUUGACUACCUGCGGGUGAACAAUAUGCCCAUGAUGGCCCUGGUUAACCCUGUCUAUGACUGUCUCUUCCAGCUGGCCCAGCCUGAGAGUCUGAGCAGGGAAGAGGAGGUGGACUGCCUGGUGCUGGAGCUGCACCGGGUUGGGGAGCAGCUGGAGAAGAUGAACGGGCAGCGCAUGGAUGAGCUCUUUGUCCUGAUCCGGGAUGGCUUCCUGCUCCCAUUAGGCCUUAGCUCCCUGGGCCGGCUGCUGCUGCUGGAGAUGAUCGAGUUCCGGGCAGCUGGCUGGAAGACGACGCCUGCUGCCCAUAAGUAUUACUAUAGUGAGGUUUCCGACUGAGCUAGGCUGUGCUUGUGGCUGCACACACCUUCCUGUGUGCACCAGAAUCCUGGCCUCUCUAGACCCUUCCAGACUUCACUGCUGUGGUUCCCUCCCCUCGCUCUGAAUUGUGGAGAAAUCCCCCUUCCUCCAAGUCCUCUCAGCUUCCCUUUCCCACCACUCCCACCCGGGCCAGGCAGGGAAAGGCAACUAACAACCACUGAACUGUGUAACCACUGGUGCAACACUACCUUAGUGCCUCAGUUUCCCCAACUGUAAAAUGGGCCAUCAUAGCCAUUGGUGGGAUGCUUUGGGAUGUUAAGGGCAGAGUACAAAUUACAAGGGAAACAGUUUUAUACGUUUUGUACAGAGACUACUGUGGAGAUAGCCUGCAUCCUUCUGCUACCUUCCAUGAGUGACAACACCUCACCAGGUUGGGGUGAAGGUUUUCUAAUAAAUCUUUUCUGAAACCAAA
Molecule: messenger RNA, 1173 nt
Organism: Mesocricetus auratus (golden hamster)
Lineage: Eukaryota; Metazoa; Chordata; Mammalia; Rodentia; Cricetidae
Gene: Mif4gd
Product: MIF4G domain containing
Exons: 5
Coding region: 51-719 (222 amino acids)
Biological process (GO): regulation of translational initiation
Cellular component (GO): cytosol
Molecular function (GO): translation activator activity; RNA binding; protein binding
Source: RefSeq, a predicted model, not a curated record